Messenger RNA from Aspergillus calidoustus, 1833 nucleotides. NCBI's taxonomy places the organism in Eukaryota, Fungi, Ascomycota, Eurotiomycetes, Eurotiales, Aspergillaceae. The record is from the annotation of a GenBank genome assembly.
AUGUAUUGCUCCAGUGGCCUCCUACGCGGGAGAGCUCCGAGGAGCAUAGUCACUCUCUCGUCCCGACUGCAGACGCUACCACAUGCACGACGGGGCCUUCUCACGCAGAGUUAUGCUCGUGGUCCGACAGAGCCACCCCUGUUCGAGACCACAAUUGGAGAGCAUUUCGCCAAGAUUGUCAGUUCGUAUGGAGAUAGAACAGCUGUCAUCUCAAAACAUCAGAAUGACCGAGUCACCUACGCCGGCCUGGACGCAAAGAGCAAUGCGCUCGCACGAGGGCUAGAAUCUGUAGGGGUCCGGAAGGGAGAUCGUGUUGGAGUCAUGCUUGGGAACUCCAUGGAGCAUGCUACUGUAACCUAUGCCUUGUUCAAACUUGGAGCUAUCUUAGUGCCCAUAAACCCCUCAUUCAACGCAAACCAGGUCAUCGCAGCGCUAAAUCACCUAGGAACAAACCACAUGAUAAUCAGCUCAGAGUCGAACCUGCCCCGCAAACAGCCUCGAAGCAACCUUCCCCUCCUCAAACACCUCGUCCCUGACCUCGAGAAACCCCAUCUCGAAUCAUCCACAGUCCCAACUCUCCAGAACAUAAUCUUAGUGGACAACUCUAACGGCCGCAUCGACACCACGCGCUUCAAAUCCCUAACCCCUUAUACAAGCGUACUGUCCCAACUUGUCACCGACGGCGCCCCCCUCCCACCACAAUCCCUCUCCCCGUCCGAAGUCGUAAACAUUCAAUUCACCUCCGGUACAACGGCAAUGCCCAAAGCCGCCUGCCUAUCCCACCGCUCAAUCCUCAACAACGGCGCUCAAAUCGGUGACCGUAUGCGCCUCACGGAACGCGACACAGUCUGCUGCCCACCACCACUCUUCCACUGUUUCGGCUCCGUCCUCGGGUACAUGGCGACCGCAACCCACGGCUCAGCGAUCGUCUUCCCCGCCGAAGCCUUCAACGCGCGCGCAACACUCUCCGCUGUCCAAGAAGAGAAAUGCACAGCCCUCUACGGCGUACCGACAAUGUUCCUCGAGGAACUCGGCCUGCUUGAAUCCGGCGAGGUUCCGCACAAGGGGUUCGAGUUUCUGCGCACGGGCAUCGCGGCGGGGAGCAGCAUUCCCGCGGAGCUGAUGAAGAAGCUGCACAAGGUGCUGAAUCUCACGGAGCUAACGAUCUGCUACGGGAUGACGGAGACGAGUCCCGUGUCGGCGAUGACGACGACGGAUGAUCCGCUCGAUAAGCGGAUCAAUACCGUCGGAAGGCUGAUGCCGCAUGUUGAGGCUAAGGUUGUGGAUCCAUCGGACCAUAACCAUAUCCUGCCUAUUGAGACCAGGGGCGAGUUGGCCGUUUCGGGGUAUCUGCUUAUGAAGGAGUAUUGGGGCGAUCCGGAUCGGACCGCUCUUGUUAUGUUGAAGGAUAAGGAGGGAAAGGUUUGGAUGCAUACCGGCGACGAAGCCUCCAUGUCCCCGGACGGGUACAUCAGCAUAACCGGCCGAAUCAAAGACCUGAUCAUCCGCGGCGGCGAAAACAUCCACCCACUCGAAAUCGAGAACUGUCUUCUCACUUUCCCGGGCGUCGCGGACGUAUCUGUCGUUGGGGUUCCGGACGAGCGGUACGGCGAGGUCGUGGCGGCGUUUAUCAUUUCCAAAGACGUUCUGGCAGACGAGGCGGCGACGGGGAGACAGAUUCGGGAGUUUGUUAGGGAGAAGUUGAGUGGGCAUCUGGUGCCCAAGUAUAUCUUCUUUUUGGAGCCGACUGAUUCGUUCCCAAAGACAGCGAGUGGGAAGAUUCAGAAGUUCAAGCUUAGAGAGACGGCGGUUAAGCUUCUUGGAGGGCAUUGA